GUUUCCGGUUGCAGCGCUCCGCAUUUGAAAAGGGUUCGGUUGACGCGAGGCUGCAGCGCCAUUGUUAAAAGACGGCUUCGGAAAUGUUGCCGAAAGAGAAACUCUGAUAUUAACAAAAGUGUUUGUACAAGGAGCCCGCAAGCGAUAUUGUUCAAAUAUGGCGCAGCGUGUGGCGACGUCCGACGGAGCGGCCAAGAAGACGUCCAGGGUUCGGGUGGCGGUUCGCCUGCGACCCUUCAUGGGCAGCGAGGACGAGAAGGACGAGGGCCCGUGUGUGAGAGGCCUGGACUCCCAGAACCUGGAGAUCGUCAACUGGAGAAACGCCACAGAAACCGUCAAAUACCAUUUCGACGUGUUUCAUGGUGAGAAGACCACUCAGCAGGAGGUGUUCCUGUCCUCCGUGAAGCCCAUUCUUCCGCACAUCCUGACUGGACAGAAUGCCAGUGUCUUCGCAUAUGGACCCACGGGAGCCGGUAAGACCCACACCAUGAUGGGCAGUUCGGAUCAGCCUGGUGUGAUCCCCCGAGCCGUGCGCGAGGUCUUCAAGCUGGUCAAAGCCAAGGCCGACGAAGGAGGAUGGGACUACAGCAUCGGCAUGUCUUAUUUGGAAAUCUACAAUGAAAAGGUGCUAGAUCUUCUGUCGCCAAGCUCCCAGGAUUUACCAAUCCGAGAGGACAAGGACAAGAACAUCUUCAUCCCCGGCCUCACUCACACAACCAUCUCCUGCUUCUCGGAUUUCGACAAACAAUUUGUCCCCGCCAGUCUGAAUCGCACCACGGCCUCCACCAAACUCAACCAUCGCUCCAGCCGCAGCCAUGCCAUCCUCCUCAUCAAGGUUGUUCGGACCCAGCGCGCCUCGCCCCACAGGCAACAGACGGGAAAGCUGUACCUGAUCGACCUGGCCGGGUCCGAGGACAACCGGCGCACCGGCAACCAGGGCAUCCGCCUGAAGGAGAGCGGCGCCAUCAACCUGUCCCUGUUCACGCUCAACAAGGUCGUGGACUCGCUCAACUCGAGCGCCGCCGUCCGCGUGCCGUACCGAGACAGCAAACUGACGCGGCUGCUUCAGGACUCCCUGGGUGGCUCGUCGCACUCCGUCAUGAUAACCAACAUCGCGCCAGAGUACAAAUACUACUUUGAUACGUUCGGUGCCCUCAACUUUGCCUCCAAGUCGAAGCUCAUUGUGAACAAGCCCUUCACCUGUGAAACCGUGGCGGUGCCUGCGCUGCCAGUGAAGCGAGCCAGAGAAGACCACGCAGCAGGGGGGUCUGGCACUGAGCCACACAAGAAGAAGCACAAAGACGAGCGGAAAACCGAACACGAUGGCUCCUCCCCGUCUUCCCCCUUUGACAGUUUGUCGGACCCGUCUGUGAUGGACAGACUGAUAGCUCUGGAGAAGCUGAUGAUGAACUGCCAGGACAAAGGUGAACUCAGCAUGCUGAAGGAUGUAGCCCAGUCCCGCAAGGAGAUCCAGGAGCUCAAAGAAAAGCAGAAGGAGUUUGAGCGCAAGGCCAUGCUAUUCAGUCGUUUGGAUGGAGAGAAGUCCAAUGCCAAACAUGAGCCGGCCUUCAAGAACAGCGCGGCUCCUCUGCAGAGGAAGCAGUCGGCCGCCACCAAAGCCAAUAAGCAGCAGGCCGUGGUCCAGCCGCUGCAAGUGUCCCAGCUCCAGCCUCUUCAGCAGCUCGCCGUCGUCAAAAAGCAGUCUGUCUGCGUCAAGAAAGUGAAAACGAUUUCGGACCAGGUUGAGCCUCCAGAUGGUAAAGAGAACCUUGUGGAGACCGGUUGGGAAUUCCAACUCGACACAUCUGUGCUGGAGCAAUCCAGGCAGAAAAUCCUGCAUGUCCUCAACACGGGUUCCCUCAAAGAGCUGAAGGGUCUACAGCAGAUCGGCGACAAAAAGGCCAAGCUGAUCCUGGGCUGGAGGGAGAUCCACGGUCACUUCCUAAAGCUGGAGGAUGUGUUGAAGAUCGAGGGGAUGACGGCGAAAAGAUUUUCCACCUUCAUGAAGGCAAACAUCCUCAGCACCAUGGGAAAGUGAUCUUUUUUCAUUUUUUUUUUCUUCAUUUUAAAUAUGUUUUAUGAAGCUUUUGGCACGAAUGCUUUUGUUUUUAAGAUGUUUUUGUAGUUACAACUGUGUUCCAGGUGAUGGCGCACUGCUGCUUUUAAUAAAUAUCUAACGUCUCGGUGAA
Pungitius pungitius (ninespine stickleback) is the source of this 2189-nucleotide messenger RNA. It is a transcript of the gene kif22, whose product is annotated as kinesin family member 22. Gene Ontology annotation, cellular component: microtubule; kinesin complex. The record is from RefSeq and is a predicted model, not a curated record. The coding region runs from base 158 to 2038 and encodes 626 amino acids. Gene Ontology annotation, molecular function: microtubule binding; ATP hydrolysis activity; ATP binding. The transcript is spliced from 13 exons. NCBI's taxonomy places the organism in Eukaryota, Metazoa, Chordata, Actinopteri, Perciformes, Gasterosteidae. Gene Ontology annotation, biological process: microtubule-based movement.